Astyanax mexicanus (Mexican tetra) is the source of this 1694-nucleotide messenger RNA. RefSeq names its product cytosolic iron-sulfur assembly component 2B (gene ciao2b). Bases 270 to 752 code for a protein of 160 amino acids. Gene Ontology annotation, biological process: iron-sulfur cluster assembly. The transcript is spliced from 5 exons. Gene Ontology annotation, cellular component: cytosolic [4Fe-4S] assembly targeting complex. The record is from RefSeq and is a predicted model, not a curated record. NCBI's taxonomy places the organism in Eukaryota, Metazoa, Chordata, Actinopteri, Characiformes, Acestrorhamphidae.
UUUUGAAAAACGUGUUCCUGUCAGCUGCAGGAAGGUGAAGUGUUGGUCUCUGCGCUGUGUGUAGUUUAUCAGUAGCAACGCUAUAUUUGCUGUAGUUUGUGAAGUUUGGUUAUUUUUUUUGUAUAAACCCGAGCUGAGGCGGGGGUUCAGGCCGGGUUCUGAGCGCGGUGAGGCGGGGGGUCAGGCCGGGUUCUGAGCGCGGUGAGGCGGGGGUUCAGGCCGGGUUCUGAGCGCGGUGAGGCGGGGGUUCAGGCCGGCUGUGGGGCAGGAUGACCGCGGCAGCAGCGCGGCUGGAGAACGCGAACCCGCUGAUCUUUCAGCGGGCUGGGGAGAGAGCUCUGACCGCCGUGGAGGAGGACGAGACUGUGGCGGACCCUAUCGAUGAUCGGGAAAUAUUCGAUCUGAUUAGGUCCAUUAACGACCCAGAGCACCCUCUGUCCCUCGAGGAGCUGAAUGUCGUGGAGCAAGUGCGUGUGAAUGUGGACGAUCAGGAAAGCACAGUCUCGGUGGAGUUCACACCAACCAUCCCUCACUGCAGCAUGGCGACUCUCAUCGGACUUUCAAUCAAAGUCAAACUGCUUCGCUCACUUCCAGACAGGUUUAAGAUUGAUGUUCACAUCACACCUGGCACACAUGCCUCAGAGGAUGCAGUGAAUAAGCAGCUCGCUGAUAAGGAGAGAGUAGCUGCUGCACUGGAGAACUCACAGCUGCUGGAGGUGGUCAACCAGUGCCUUUCUACAAAACCAGUCUAACCAGUUCAGUGUUGAGCCGUUUUUUCUGCAGUAGAAGAGCUUCUUGACUUCAUUUCUCUUGUGUUGUUCUGUUGACCUGCUUACCUGCUGCCCUGCAUCUCCGGCUCCAUCUGAGGAACACAUUUCAUAUCAGUCUUCCUGAUGAAUUUACUGCACGCAGGUGUUUACUCUGCUUCACUGAACACUGCUUAACAAACACACUCACCACUGAUGUGGGAUUGUGGGAUAACGAUGGAACAGGAACAAGAUUACUGUUAACACGUGUUUGCACGUGCUCAGGUAAUCACAAGUUUCAUGAGUUUUCCUUGGCUAAAAAGAGUAUUUGUAUUUUUGCUUUGGUAAUAUAUUGUUACAGAAAUUAUUGCCAUAAACAAAAUUGUCAUUUUAAGAUCAUCUUCUGUCCCAGAUAUAAUGCCAUGGUGGAAUUUGUAUGUACAAAUGUUUAAACAUCUUUAAUAGAUCAGUAUUUAGUUUGGACUUUUUUUCAUACAGAAAGUCUUAAACAUAGAAGUCAUCGUAAAGAAUACAUGUAUUGUACUGUUCUGCAGGAGUCUGAAACAAAUGCUAUAUUGUAUUAAAUAGUUUUAUGAGGCUUUCUACUGCUUUCUGUAUGUCUAGUAAUAUAUGUAAUGUUCUGAUCCUAAGUGCUUACAAAAAGAGGUUCCAUGAACAAUAAAGUUACUUUCUUACUAAACAUAAGCCUUGGGUCAAUAAACAGUAUUAUUGAAUACUGCAAUAAUGAACCUAGCAAAAAUAUUAAGUGCAUUAUCUUACAUACCAUAACAUUGUGAAUUUUUUUGGUCGGUUCCACAGCACAUUUCAUUUCGGUUUUGAUUUAGUGUAAAAAUAAAAAACGUGUUGGUGCAGGUGCAUGUAGCUGUAACAAAAUAAUGUAAUUCUGAAAUAUUGCAAUAAAUAAACACAAAAAGUUGCAGUGAUGUA